Phalaenopsis equestris is the source of this 1151-nucleotide messenger RNA. RefSeq names its product xyloglucan endotransglucosylase/hydrolase protein 9-like. Lineage: Eukaryota; Viridiplantae; Streptophyta; Magnoliopsida; Asparagales; Orchidaceae. The record is from RefSeq and is a predicted model, not a curated record. Gene Ontology annotation, molecular function: xyloglucan:xyloglucosyl transferase activity; hydrolase activity, hydrolyzing O-glycosyl compounds. Gene Ontology annotation, biological process: cell wall biogenesis; xyloglucan metabolic process. Gene Ontology annotation, cellular component: cell wall; apoplast.
GCACGGCGUCUUCUUCUCGUAUGGAGAGAGGGACCUCAGUCGCUACUGCAGCAAUGGAGUUUGACAGCAGGGCAUUGCUGGCUAUGUUAGUUUGCUGCGCAUUAUCGGCGGCGGCGGCGGCGGCCGCCGGAAAUGGGUCGAGAUUUGAUGAGCUUUUCCAGUCUAGCUGGGCGUCAGAUCACAUGGUUUAUGACGGAGAGCUUCUCCAGCUGAAGCUCGACAAUUUCUCAGGUUCGGGGUUCGCAUCCAAAAGGAGGUACCUCUAUGGCAAGGCGAGCGCCGAAAUCAAACUCGUCGGCGGCGACUCCGCCGGCACGGUCACGGCAUUCUAUAUGUCGUCGGAGGGAACGAAUCACGACGAAUUCGAUUUUGAGUUCUUGGGAAACACGACGGGGGAGCCUUAUCUUGUUCAGACGAACGUAUACAUCAACGGAACUGGUAACCGGGAACAGAGAAAUGAUCUCUGGUUUGAUCCCACGGUCGAUUUUCACACCUACGCUAUCUUAUGGAACCCUCGUCAGGUCGUCUUCCUCGUCGACGAGACCCCGAUACGUGUUUUCCAGAACAAGGAAGCUAAAGGCAUCGCCUUUCCUGGAUAUCAGAAAAUGGGGGUCAGUAGCUCGUUGUGGAACGCCGACGAUUGGGCUACGCAGGGAGGGCGCGUGAAGACAAACUGGUCUAACGCGCCCUUCGUCGUCACGUACAGGGAGCUUAAGAUCGACGGCUGCGAAGUCGCCGUGGAGGCGGCCUACGGUGACGAAUUGCGGCGGGGGGCGGGGGGGGGGGGGGGGGGGGAGGGGGGGGUUUGGGGGAAGGAAGGGAGGUAUUGGUGGAAGGCGCCGGAGAUGGAAGAGCUCAGUGUGCACCAGAGUCACCAGCUUAUGUGGGUGCGUGAGAAGCAUCUUAUAUAUGACUACUGCUCUGAUGUAGCUCGUUUUCCGUCAAUGCCGCCGGAGUGCUUCCGGUGAUCGCCGGCGGUGGUGGACGUAAAGAUGAGCUUCGUGCUUUCUCUUCUCGCUUCCAUUGGGGUUCAGCAUUAUAAGUGUUUUUAUGAUUUCUGUCUGCUAUUUUGUUUAGAAAAAGCUGGGAUGGUUUCUUUUGAAGAUGGUGAAUGAUGUCACUGGUUUAGUGGCAUUGAUAAUUAGUGUAAA